AUUCCAUCAUCAUAUUCAUAUUCUCACUCUCAUUCUUCACAAUUACAAUAUAAAACUGUAUCUAUAGAUUUCCUUCAAUUCCAAAUUCACAAGAAAACAAAAAAAGGAUUACUGGCUAAUGUUGGUAUUUGUUCUUAGUUUUGGAAUCUGUAAGUACAAAUUUUGUUUGUUAUUGGUAAAAGUUUGGGAUUUUAUGAGAUUGAAGUGAAUCCGAAAGGGAAACACAUUAGAGUCGAAUGGAUCAUUCGACUUCAAGAGAACAAGAUAUCAAUUUUGAUCUCGAGAGUGGUACUGGCGCAAUUCAUAGAAAUGAUGAGGGAUGCCCGGAUCUUAGUUUGGAUGAUAAACUUGCUAAAACAAUUUUUUUAAAGUUAUGUGACGGAUUUACGUGUGUAGAUGAUGGUUCAGUUAAAUUGCACAUGAAUUCAAUAAACGUCGAUGAGGGUUCUCCAGAGAAUACUGCAAAAGUGUUAAUGGACACAAAUUCUAAGAUUAAAAAGGCUACUAGUGCGAAAAAACCACCUAGACCUCCUGGAGGCUUUUCAUUGUAUGCUUCUGAUAAGAAACUAAUUAAAGAGCUUGCUGAACUUGCCAUGAUCAAACGGGCGAGAAUUGAGCGUAUGAAGGCACUCAAGCAAAAGAAGGCUUUGAAGAUUUCCUCAUCACCAUCAUCAUCGUCAUCAUCAUCACAUGGCAGUUUUUUUGCCAUGCUUUUUACCAUCAUCUUCUUCCUGGUGAUAUGUCUCCAAGGCCGAAGAUCGGAUGUAACUAUACAGGGUUCUCAUAAGAUUAUUCAAACAAACGGAGGUGGCUUAUUAGCUAUGCAGAAUCAGUUAAGUUUAACCACUAGUGACUUUGUUUCGGCCAAUUCUAAAUCUUCAACUCUGUUUUGAGGUUGCUACAUGUAUAUUAAGAGGAACUUCUUAAGAAUUAUCAAGUUCUGAUCUUCGUGUAAAGGGUUCAAUCGAUAUUUUAUAUACAGAUUGUAUUUCAUUGAGAAAAA
Messenger RNA from Erigeron canadensis, 1003 nucleotides. RefSeq lists its product as uncharacterized. The record is from RefSeq and is a predicted model, not a curated record. Lineage: Eukaryota; Viridiplantae; Streptophyta; Magnoliopsida; Asterales; Asteraceae. The transcript is spliced from 3 exons. The coding region runs from base 237 to 893 and encodes 218 amino acids.